This is a messenger RNA of Actinia tenebrosa (Australian red waratah sea anemone), 3100 nucleotides long. Its product is annotated as putative serine incorporator pseudogene. The record is from RefSeq and is a predicted model, not a curated record. Lineage: Eukaryota; Metazoa; Cnidaria; Anthozoa; Actiniaria; Actiniidae.
UGUCUUUUUACAAGUGCUGACAGACUAAAACACCGGAUUACAACCACAGAAAUCUUCAAAAUUGUUUUCCAAAGACCCCUCAAACUUUACUGAAGUCUGGAGCGUCUUGCAUUGAAGGCAAGUGGUUGCAAGAAUCAACCAUUCCAYGAGCUCAAGUCUUGGAUAAGUCAUCCGUGAAUGAAGUUGACGUUCUGUGAAAUCUUCUUGUGUAGUAAGAAUUUGCUUUCACAAUCAAAAACAGAAUUAUCGAGGUGGUUUAAAUUGAUUAACUACUUCUUGGACAGCACUCUCGAUAAUAUACGGUAUUUCUCAAUGCUAGAAACCAAAGAAAGUCGAAGAUUUCUCCAUUGUAAACAAAAGGUUGAAGAUCAUCGUACGAAUUGUAUUCGCUCGAAACACCGUUAGCAAUCAACUUUUUGGUGGCGAAAGACUUAACAAUCUCUACUAAAUUCAAGGACUUUAAAGCGAAGAAUUUGGGUUUCAGUUCAAUUUGACUGGCAGCAGAAUUGGCUCAUACUUGCAGAAAAAUCUGGAUUCCCCAGAUUUUUAAACAACGGUUUCCAUAAAAUUUCUCGUAUUUUAAUUCCUACGAUAUACGAGCGCGUUGGCAACUUUGUGACUCUAUGGUUUAAAUGUGAAAGCGCAUAUUUUUGAACAACAAAGAAUAGGAAAGUUAUUGGAACAUUUUUCAGUUUGGAAAGAAAACUACGAAUUUAGAAACAGAAGAAAAAUAACAGGGUUUUGUAAUUGUUAUAUCGACUUAUUUUCCAGCAAUACCGAAGAUUUUUUGCGAAAGUUUUUGAAAGAGAUUGGCCAAAUUUGGGCCACGUCYGUCAACAUUGGUCUAGUGUUGGUCACGUGACUAAUGGUCUAUAUGGGUUUCUAUGGGAGCAGCCCUACAGACGCUUGGUUUAGSGGAAGUAGCGAGUGAAAUCGCUUGCUGUGCUGGCUCAGCGGCCUGCGGUCUUCUGUGCAAGAGAAAGGGAAGUAAUACACAGGGAGCCCGCUCCAAGCUAAUAUUUCUGUUGUUUUUAGGCCUUGCUAACGUCAUGAGCUUUAUCAUGCUAGUACCAGAUAUGAGAAAACACUUAGAUAGCAUCCCGUACCUAUGUGAUACCAUCUCCUCGCCGAAAAUGUGCGACAACUUGGUCGGGUAUUCGRCAGCCUAUCGGGUCUUCUUCGUGAUGUCGGUGUUCUUUUUCACCUUCAGUAUCCUCACCUACGACGUCACCUCGACAAAACAAUUCCGAGCGCGUUUGCAUAACGGAUUUUGGUACAUCAAGCUUUCUAUAUUAACGCUUCUCUUUAUUGCUGCCUUUAAUAUUCCAAACUUCUCUCAAUUUGGGAUGAUUUGGAUGUAUGUUGGAUUAACCGGCGGGUUUAUGUUCCUUCUUUUACAAGUCGUUUUUAUCAUUGAUUUUGGGUACUCAUGGAGCGCAAGUUGGGCUGAGAAAAUGGACGUUUUAAAUACAAAAUGUUGGUUCUUUGCGCUUGCAUUUGCWACUGCUAUAGUCUACGCACUCUCGCUUUGCGCAGCCGCAGUACUUUACAUCUAUUUCACCAAUCCCGUCGAUAUAUCCCAGUGCAAGGCGAAUACCUUUUACAUCAGUUUUAACGUCGCUCAUUGCGCUUUAGCCACCAUAAUUUCUAUUCUACCUCAGAUACAACAAGAGGCAAACGGAGCUGGUCUUCUACAGUCUUCAGUUGUGACAAUAUAUACAAUGUAUCUGACCUGGAACACAUUGUCUAGUCAGCCAGAUAGCAUGUGCAAUCCCCUGGGGGAUGUAAUACUCGAGUAUGAUAAAGCCUCAGGGGUGAAUGGACAGGCUGUUUUUGGCUCCGUUUUGACAUUCGCGUUGUUGACGUUCGCUUGUACUGUCCGCGCGAGCACGUCACAACUUGGAAAACUCGGACUAGCUUUGUCGGAUAACCCCGAGUAUCUUCGAAAAAGCCGACAAGUAAAUAGAAGAAAAAGUAAAAAAGAAAAUACGAGUAAUAGAAAACAAUAUGACRAAGAGGAUCAAGAAGAAAAUGAAGACAUAGCGUAUAGUUAUUCUAUAUUUCAUUUUAUGUUAUUCUUAGCGUCGUUGCACUUAAUGAUGGUGAUUACGAACUGGCAUAGCCCAGACGAAGCGGAGGACUUCAAGAAGCUCAUCAAAAACUGGUCAGCGGUUUGGGUCCAGAUGUCUGCUAGUUUUAUAUGCUGCCUGGUGUAUAUUUGGACACUUGUAGCCCCCUUGAUAAAACGGACCUGGGRGGACGUUUUAGGACUGGAGCCCGAGCCACCUCGAAGGCCUACAGCACGAAGGCCCAGCGUGCACCAGUUAAAAAAGGACUUGAAAGAUAUUCAAGAGCGUAGAAAAUCUGCGACAAUCAAUGAACCAUUUGUAAGGCAAACUGGUUUAGCUAACGAACUGAAACGACGUAAUAGUCCUUCCAAAAAUACGGCUUCCGAAUCAGAUUUAGCUACCCGAGCGGUUUCCGAGAGUCCUUCGGUGAAAACUCGGAAAGAGCUCGGGCAGUCCGAAAUAACUAUUCAUAAAGGUGAACAUCACACUAGAGACAUUAAUGAGUCAACAUUUGGUCCGGAAACUACCCGAGCUGAUGCGAUGCACAUCGACCUACCAAUGGGACGUAGCUCACCGAUUCUAGAAGAACCGAAUGAAAUCCGGGUGGCUUCGGCUGCAUCCGGAAGAGUCUCGGAUCCACUUCGGCCGGUCGCGAUUCAGAUCGAGCAUCCAUUCGUUAGAACUGCGAAAACUGUAGACUUGAAUCACCAAACAAAUCCUGAAACUACUCAACAGAUUCUGAGACUACAAGAAAGAAUAUUAAGAUUUCAAGCCAAAAUUGUUAAGAUUCAACAUAAAAUGUUGUAUUUACAGCAAACUGGUGAAAAAUUAGAGUCGCCCGUUCGACAAGUGGAAGCGAAAAAGGGAUGAAGUAUCCCAGAGGCUGCGAUUCUUUUGGUCGCCGUCAAACACUUAUAUAUUUAUAUGUAUUUUGUAUCAUAUAUUUCUAUUUUAUUUAUACAACAUUCUUUGUAUAUAACUAAAGCURUAUGUAUAUACAUUGCGCACUUUUAUAGAAAAUAAAUGAAAGG